Amoebophrya sp. A25 is the source of this 2038-nucleotide messenger RNA. NCBI's taxonomy places the organism in Eukaryota, Dinophyceae, Syndiniales, Amoebophryaceae. The record is from the annotation of a GenBank genome assembly.
AGCGACGUGGGUAGAUGUUGUCUGCAAUUCAUCUGUGAGAGAAAUGUGCGAAGUGCAGAAGAGAAAAUGGGUUUCUGUGGCUUUGCAGGUCGCAUUACAGGUGUUCAUCUUUGAUGAGGUGCACAAUUUUAGUACAACUAAAAUUGCAACCAACCAACCGUUUUAAAUGCCAACAUUCUUGGUGUAUUGACUUUCUCAGGUUCUGUGUAGCUUGUGGUUUGAAGGUUUUGGAUUUUUGGGAUUCCCUCUACGAUUUUCCGAUUAUAUUCUACUUCGUCAAAUAGUAGAAAAGUGUGUAGAUUCUGGCCCCAGUGAAAUGAAUAGAGCAUGGUCUAUGAAAAUGAAUGUGGCGCAUGUGUGAGGAACGCAAAUGUUUUGUUUCUAUCAAAUCAUAUUCACUUCAUACUUAUAUAAAUAUACUUUCUCGAUUAAGAGGCUAGCACUGGUAGUAAAAGAAGUAGAACUUCUAGACUCAUUCUGUUCAAUUCAUCAUUGAUUCUUGUGUGAAGACUGCAGUACUAACUUAUAGUGAGAAGAGUUUGUCAGAAUGAAAUCGUCGGUUCCAGGCGCCACGGGUGCUUCGGUGCCACAAGGAGAGGAGGAGCAAAGGUGGUCCCUCUUUUUUGACAUCAGUGGACUGCGUAGACACGUGCAUCUCGUUCGCAGCGACAACGCACCGAAACGUGCCUCAGGGUUUUUCUUUCAAUCGGCAUCAUCUUCGUCAAAUGGCGAGAGUACGAAGAAAGAUGAAAAAGAGGGGAUGACGAAUUCUACUCGUUCUCGCGGUAGCCUUUCUGCUUCAUCUAGUACGAUGAUCAAAAGUGGCGCUGACUCGACAACCAAAGAGAGCACGAGCAGAAGAACUGGCGGCAUGCCUGGGAAUCGCAGGAAGGGGGGAGCCGCUCGAUGGGGUCAUCGCCCUCGCAGCCGCGGCGCUUCGAGAGGACGGAGGGUAAAACCUGUGCACGAGUCCAGUCGCGCCCGUGCGCGGAGAUAUCUCAGCAAGGGUCUCCACAACGGUCACGACCAGCGCGACACAAGCACGAGCACGGAAGCAUCUUCUUGUAGCACUUCCAGUACGUCCGAGAACGAGGACUCAUCUACUAUUUCGCCCACAAAUUUUGCCACAUCUAGAUCUAAUAGCUGUAAGCAUGAAGCGGAGCAGACAAAUAUAUCGUCUCCGUGUAAUUCCUCAACGCUCGCAACGCCGGCGAUGUUCGAUGGCAGUAAAACCCUGCGCGGAGCAGGAGGGAGCAGUAGGCAGCCGCCAGACGAGACUAAGAUGUGUUCGUGGCUUACGCUUGUGCGACAUCUGCUGAAGGUGAAAUUUCGCUACUUCACUACAUGGACCUUGUAUGUUCUGGCGUUUCAGCUUGCCUUUCCAGGUACUUUUCUUGACGACUACGCGAGGGCAAUCCGUGCGACAAUUACGCAUGUGAGCCUCGUCGGCUUUUGCUUCGUGUGGCUCACUCCGCGUCACGUUUUCGUGGACGGCGUCAUUCGUCUAGAGGGCUGGCCGUUUCGCAUUGGCGACUUCUUCGUUCACCAUUCUCCGAUGAUGGUCUACUGGCUCUUUUACGAGAGAUGCGUUUUGUCGAAGCUUGAUACGGGAGGGAAUCCGACGAUGCUGGCGCACGAUACAGAAGGCGUUGCUGGGAUGCCACGACCAGCGAACGGAAGUGGAUAUGCGAAGGAAGUCUUUUCAAAUAUUCUUGAUGCUGUGGGCACGCAGUUAUUCGACAUCCAAGAAUAUUUCGGGCUCUCCGGUCCGCUGCCAGGGGCUUAUCGCUAUUUUCCACCGUUUUUUUCUUCUGAGACUGCAGCAUCAACGGCCUUCGUUGGUACCUACUUGUGUCGAGACCGGUAUUCGGCGGAUGAUGCGCUUCGAGUGGCGACAACAUCUCCAUUGUGGUGCUUCAUUUUUUACGCGCUCUACCGAUUUUGUCUCAGUUAUCUCGCGCAAAUCGAUCACCGUAUCCUUUACGGACUGCAGGACGAAAUUUUCUGGACCGCCUAUUGGCUCUCCAUGUGGCUGUAG